AUGCCAGCGCCACGAUGUACGGAUCGUGAGAGCGCGCUGGAAUUAACGUUGCCUGGUUUUUUGAUGUCGUCCCAUGGGGGAGUAUUGACGAUGGGAAGAUUCCUUGCUGUUUAUGUCAUUGUGUCUUGUGUCCCGGUACAUUUCCUGUUAUUAUGUGUUCCGUCACCGUUUGGACGUUUGAUCGAAAGAGUGCCACAGUGUGGUGUGGAGGUUUCCCAACGUGAAGCUUUUCCUUUCGUACAUAUCCUACUUGCCCCAAAGGCCCAGUAUUCAUUGUUUCCACGGCCGUGUAUUGUUUUUUUUGGGGCUUAA
Trypanosoma theileri is the source of this 312-nucleotide messenger RNA. RefSeq lists its product as uncharacterized. The record is from RefSeq and is a predicted model, not a curated record. The transcript has a single exon. NCBI's taxonomy places the organism in Eukaryota, Euglenozoa, Kinetoplastea, Trypanosomatida, Trypanosomatidae. Bases 1 to 312 code for a protein of 103 amino acids.